AUGGCCACGUCGGCCCCACUGCGCAGCCUGGAGGAGGAGGUGACCUGCUCCAUCUGCCUGGACUACCUGCGGGACCCCGUGACCAUCGACUGCGGCCACGUGUUCUGCCGCGUCUGCACCAGCGACGUGCGCCCGGCCCCGGGCGGCCGGCCCGUCUGCCCACUCUGCAAGAAGCCCUUCAGGAAGGAGAGUAUCCGGCCCGUGUGGCAGCUGGCCAGCCUGGUGGAGAACAUCGAGCGGCUGCAGGUGGACAAGGACAGGCAGCCCGGAGAGGGGGCCCGGGAGCAGGCGGACGGCAGGCUGUGCGAGCGGCACCGCGAGAAGCUGCACUAUUACUGCCAGGACGACGGCAAGCUUCUGUGCGUCAUGUGCCGCGAGUCUCGGGAGCACCGGCCCCACUCGGCCGUCCUCGUGGAGAAGGCUGCCCAGCCCCACAGGGAGAAGAUCCUGAACCACCUGAGCACCCUCAGGAGAGACAGAGACAAGAUUCAGGGCUUUCAGGCAAAGGGAGAAGCCGACAUCCUCACCGCCCUGAAGAAGCUCCAGGACCAGAGGCAGGACAUAGUGGCUGAGUUUGAGCAGAGCCACCAGUUCCUGAGGGAGCGGGAGCGGCACUUGCUGGACCAACUGGCGAAACUGGAGCAGGAGCUCACGGAGGGUAGAGAGAAGUACAAGACCAAGGGUGUCUCGGAGCUGGCCCGGCUAGCCCUGCUCAUCUCUGAGCUGGAGGGCAAGGCCCAGCAGCCAGCAGCAGAGCUCAUGCAGGUGAGCAAUCUUCCCAGGGACACAGGCCCAUACGUGUGUGGGGCUCGAGGGUCACUGCUGUAUUUUUCCUCCCCAGGGAAGCUGCUUAGAGACUUGGAAUAUAAGACGGUGAGUGUCACCUUGGACCCGCAGUCGGCCAGCGGGUACCUGCAGCUGUCAGAGGACUGGAAGUGUGUGACGUACAGUGGCCUGUACCAGAGCACUUACCUGCACCCGCAUCAGUUUGACUGUGAGCCGGGUGUGCUGGGAAGUAAGGGCUUCACCUGGGGCAAGGUGUACUGGGAGGUGGAGGUGGACAGGGAGGGCUGGUCCGAGGAGGAGGAGGACGGGGAGGAGGAGGAGGAGGGGGAGGAGGAGGAGGAGGAGGAGGAGGCCGGCUACGGGGACGGGUACGAAGACUGGGAGACAGAUGAGGACGAGGAGUCUUUGGGGGAGGAGGAGGAGGAGGAGGAGGAGGAGGGGGAGGAGGUCCUGGAAAGCUGCAUGGUGGGGGUGGCCAGAGACUCUGUGAAGAGGAAGGGAGACGUGUCCCUGCGGCCAGAGGACGGGGUAUGGGCCCUGCGCCUCUCAUCUGCGGGCAUCUGGGCCAAUACUGACCCCGAGGCUGAGCUCUUCCCUGCGCUGCGGCCGCGGAGGGUGGGCAUCGCCCUGGACUACGAGGGGGGCACCGUAACCUUCACCAACGCCGAGUCACAAGAGCUCAUCUACACGUUCACGGCCACCUUCACCCGGCGCCUGGUGCCCUUCCUGUGGCUCAAGUGGCCUGGGACACGCCUCCUGCUGAGACCCUGA
Puma concolor (puma) is the source of this 1557-nucleotide messenger RNA. The record is from RefSeq and is a predicted model, not a curated record. NCBI's taxonomy places the organism in Eukaryota, Metazoa, Chordata, Mammalia, Carnivora, Felidae.